Closterium sp. Yama58-4 is the source of this 567-nucleotide messenger RNA. NCBI's taxonomy places the organism in Eukaryota, Viridiplantae, Streptophyta, Zygnematophyceae, Desmidiales, Closteriaceae. The record is from the annotation of a GenBank genome assembly.
AUGUACUUUACGCUCUACUUCCUCGUCACCCGCCUCCCUGACUCCCUUCGCUCAGUCAGGGACCACUUUCUCGCUCUAGACCCUACCGCUCUCACCGUCGACGACUUCGAGACACAGCUCCUCGCAGCGGAGAAGAACAUCCUUGCUGUGGGUGCGGCUCGUGGCACUCCUCGCACUCCCCUCUUUGAGGGGUGCUCCCCCUCCCCCCUUGCCCCCUCCUACGCCUCUGCUGCUGCUGCUGUCGACUUCCUUGGUGCUGAGGAGGUUGGGGCUGCUUCUGCUCCUAGUGGGAAGCGCCGCAGCACCAGGGGCAGAGGGGCUGGCGGGGAGGUGCAGGUGGCGGUGGAGGGGGCGGUGGUGGAGGCGGCGGGGGAGGUGGAGGAGGUGGGGGUGGUCGGGGUGGUGGCAGUGGUGGUGGAGGCGGCGGUGGUACCGGGAGCAGUGGCGGUGGCAGCGGCGGUAGUGGGGGAGGAGCCAGUGGUGGUGGCAGCAGUGGUGGCCAGGGCCAGCAGCAGCAGCAGCAGCAGCAGCAGCGACAGCGCCAGGCCCCCUCGUGCAGCUUCAUGA